This is a messenger RNA of Teleopsis dalmanni, 3058 nucleotides long. RefSeq names its product FAST kinase domain-containing protein 1, mitochondrial. The transcript is spliced from 9 exons. The coding region runs from base 213 to 3002 and encodes 929 amino acids. Gene Ontology annotation, cellular component: mitochondrial matrix; ribonucleoprotein granule. Gene Ontology annotation, molecular function: RNA binding. NCBI's taxonomy places the organism in Eukaryota, Metazoa, Arthropoda, Insecta, Diptera, Diopsidae. Gene Ontology annotation, biological process: regulation of mitochondrial mRNA stability; mitochondrial RNA processing. The record is from RefSeq and is a predicted model, not a curated record.
CAUUUUGUUGUAGUUCGCAAUUGAACACAAAUGUAUGUGUUUUGACAGCAAAUUAUAAUAAAUGUAAACUGCAUUGAGAGCUCAACACAGCUGAUUUAAUUAAUGCCGAGCACAAAAAUCAUUAAAUGUGGCGGGAUUCGUCAUGUUUAUACAAAUUAGCACGUACAAAUUAAAUUAUAUAAAAAUAAUAAAGUUAAGUAAAUGAAGGCAAGAUGAAUUGCACAGUUUUCCCCAACAAGCAAAUAAGAAUUAUAUUGCGCAUUUUACAAAGAAGACAGUUAACACUGUAUGCAGCCUGUGCUUCAAGUUUGAAUAGGACUACAUGCGACCUUAAUCGAGGAUAUAAAAAUCUUUUCAAAAAUCAAAUUCACAAUGUAACUGCAGUCUGUGAUACUAAACGUUUUUAUUGUCAAACUAAUGUUCCAGUAGAACACAGCGACACCAUUCUGCCUACAAAAAGUUCAUAUUUGGAUGUAUUUGUUGAUCUAGACUCUGACUUGACAAAUACAAUGCUUAAGGCAUUGAUUUAUCCAAAUCCUGAUGUACUGCAAAAUAAACUUAAUCAUUGUCAAAGUGAACAAGAGUUGCUGGAAGAACUUUUGCAACAGAAACACGAAUUUAAAAGUCGCCACUACGUUCAAAGCAUCCUUAUAUUGUGGACGCUUUUUAAAAACACAAGAUGCCUACCUAAUAAUCAAGUGUAUUUUAUGAAUUUAAUGUCGCAUAUACUGGAGGGACUGCAAAAAUACAUACCAAACCUAAACGAAAUUGAACUGAGUUGUUCAUAUCUUUACUUACGCAAAUUGGGUGCAGAAAAUACACAUACUACAAUGCGUGAACUUCUAUGUAACUCGCUUGAAAAUGUAAAAUUUGCAAGGGCGCCUAUACCGCUUUGUGCACUUUCACGUUUGGUGGUAGGCAUAAACACCGGUAGGGAAUUUCACGUGCCAACUGUUUGUCAGCAUUUUAUGUGGCACAUUAACGCUCAUUUACAAAAUUGUGUAACGGAAGAAGAUGUGCGAUUACUAUCGAUAUGUUUUCUCAAUUUGCACGCACUGGUUACUAAGGAUAUGCUGGACAAAUUUAAGUCAAAAGUCCGUGAAAUGUUGUUGAUAGGCACCUUAAAUUCUACCACUGUGAAAUCGUUGCUGAAAUUGACAAAUAUGCUAAAUAUGAGUAUAUGGUCACAGCAGAAUUCUGUUUUGAUACGCGAUAUAAUGCAUAUGCUCCACACAAGUAUACCGCAAAUGAAUGAAAACGAAAUAAAGUUUUUAUGUCGAGCAUUUCACCAUCAUCAUGAACCAGCUAGUGUGGCAGACCCACUAAUGAAAGCUACCGAAAAGUUACCUUCAACAAAUAUAUCAGCAUUUGCAUGCUUUAUGCCAUUUGCAGAACUAAAAAAACGUGAAGAGCUUACUAAACUAUUUAGGAAAAUGGUAGUUGUUAGAGAAAAUUGGUCUGAUUAUAAUGCCAGUAGUAAUUUCUUUACAAUAUUACGCGGUUUAAAAAUUGCUGAUGUUAAGCUUUGUGAUCUUUAUUGGUCUACGGUGUUGGAACAGAUUCAACAAGAACGAAAUGAGGAUUUAGUAUUUUUACGCCAUUGCCAUCGUUAUAUGAACUUUAAUAAUAAUUUGGGUGGAACAUAUCGUUACACACCUCUCGAAAGACAUUUAAGUCAAUUAUCAAUGGAUGCUAUUGAAAAUAGUAUAAAUGGGCGGUUACCAAACAAAUUUGCACGUCUGGCUGCUUUUGUAAUAGCUUAUGGUCAUACAGAAUUAUGUUGGAAAAAAUUUCCCAAUGUUAUAAUAUCGAAAAUUCUAUCUAUGGCUGAACAGUUUACUAUAAAUGACUGUCUAUUACUCAGUCGUGGCAUACAAAUCGCUUCAGAAUUAAGAUUUCGCUUUUACAUACCGACCCUGCUUGAUUUGCAGUUGGACACAAUUACCAAUGUGUUAACAGCUUGUGCCGAAAGGCAUCUCAGCAAAGAGGAUAAAUUAACUGUACCAGAACUUAACACAAUCGUUCGUUCACUUGGAUCAUAUAAAAAGCUCAAAAAUUCCGUUACAUACCACAACGCACUUAAUAAAUAUAAAGAAGUCGAUUUAAGCGAUUUGAACUCUCGUCUAAUACGUGAUAUAACAAUAAAUUUAACUACCUCAAAUUUUAUAAUACCAGAAUUAUUGGAUGCCAUGUGUAACUAUGUAGAAAAGAACUAUGAGUAUGUAACUGCCGACACGGUUGAAAAACUUUUAACAUGCUGCUACCAUUUGGGCUAUACACCAAAAACCUUAACCCUAUUUGAAUAUGCAGCUUCAAUGCUAAUGAGAGACUUUGAGCAUAUGAGUGGUAUAUCCAUUGUACAGACAUGCUUAGCGCUUUGCUUUUAUAAAGCAAUUCCUGAGCAACUUAUCAAUAGAGUGUUUUGUGUGAAAUUCAUUCAACGUAUAGAAAAUGAGAUACAAAUGUGCUAUUCAAAGGCUACAUAUCCAGAACGUGUACUUAAUUUAGUGAUGCAGCUGAAUCGCACGGUAUGCUUGGAUUUUCCUGAAGCUAAUGUUCCUUGGUUUCAACAAAAUUAUCUAGAAGCACACCUAAGCAGAAAACAACCGAUACAAAGUAAUUUUAGUGAAGAUGUACGAGAAUUACUUAAAAAAUUACUGAAAGACAAUAAAUAUCUUCGUUGUAAUCACAUAACGCCUUAUGGAUAUCAGAUAGACUUUGUUAUACAUUUUGAUAAGGACAAGCAACUCAUACCAGCACCGGUUGAGUCCACAUUAUUGGAUCGUAUAACCAAGGUAGCUAUAUUGUUGCUUAAAUUGGACUCAUUUUGUGAAAAUGAUCUAACUACACUACGUGGUCCGGAAUUACUAAAAAUAAAGCAUCUUGAAAUGAUGGGUUAUAAGGUGUUGCAUAUCAACGAGCAUGAUUGGAACUCAAAGUAUUUGAAUGUACCUGGUGCUAAAGAUAACUAUCUUAAAUGUUUGUUGAAGAUUUCGAAUUGACCCGCAAGACUGUUUUAUGUAUAAUACUUUUGUUAUUGUUAGAUAUAUAUAUGUAA